AUGCGGACGACAGUCGCUCAACGAGUGGGCCGGUGGCUGGCAGCGCUGCCCCUCUUGCUCUGGCUCGUUACCGCCAUGGACCUGCACCCGGCGGCGACGACGGACGACUUCGCCACCUUCACGGAGGGCCUCGACAACAUCGUCAGCCUGCCCCGCCUUUCCGACGUCGAGCACUCCAGGCAUGCAGACAUCUUCGUCCCAGAAGCCGCCACACACGAGUCUCACGGACGCAUUACCGACACCGACCAGCGGCCCGCUGCCGCAUUCUUGGUCGAUCUCGACAACCCGUCAUCCAGUCCGUCCGUUAUCGUCACAUCGCUUCCUCGAAGCUACCGUCGGACCUAUCUUGAGCCGCAUCAGGCCGAUGGAGCGGGCCAGGUAGACGCCGACAACCUCUCUCAAUACCGCCCGCGCCGAGUUCGGUCAGGGCGAGAAAAGCCGCGUUUCGUACCUCGUCCGGACGUGUGGCGGUACGGCAACGAGGCCAUGUACGAGCUCGUCCACCGCGAGCUUCUCGCAAGGCUGCAUCACUACCUGGCUCCAAGCUCUCGCACGGCGUCCAUUGGCACCGUCCUGCGCUUCGACCACGCUCCUGCAUCCCCACCCAACGGCAACUUCCACAAGCGCGUCGUGGACUCGGACAUCCCGCUGGACGGCUAUACGGUGGUCUUCAUCCACGAUCGCAUCCGCUCGCGCGCAUACGAGAGAGCCGACAGGUCCGAUGUGCUCGCCUACAGAGCUGUUGCCCUUCCCACCGGAGGUACGGGGGGACUAAAGUACCUGCUCGGCGAAGUCGUCGUCCCCUGGGACCUCACCGCCUUGGACAAGCCCGAGGGUCUCAUCAGUCUGACCGGCCGUCAGCCCCUACCUGUUCUCGACGAGGACAGAGCCUACUAG
This is a messenger RNA of Pseudozyma flocculosa PF-1, 897 nucleotides long. RefSeq lists its product as uncharacterized. The record is from RefSeq and is a predicted model, not a curated record. The transcript is spliced from 2 exons. The coding region runs from base 1 to 897 and encodes 298 amino acids. NCBI's taxonomy places the organism in Eukaryota, Fungi, Basidiomycota, Ustilaginomycetes, Ustilaginales, Ustilaginaceae.